AUGAGAGGAGCAAACCAGUCAAACGUCUCUGAGUUACUUCUCCAGGGGCUCUCCAGCCUAGCUCCUUUUGUCUUCUUCCCAAGUAUGUACCUGGCUAUCGUCCUGGGAAAUCUCCUUAUCCUCCUGGUCAUAAGGAUGGACUACUGCCUGAACACUUCCAUGUACUUCUUCCUCAGAAAUCUGUCCUUAGUGGACAUCUGCUUCUCCUCCAAUACCAUCCCCAAGAAGCUGGCCAACCAUACUCAGAGUCAGCCCAUCUUCUCUGGGUGUCUCACACAGAUGUAUCUUCUCUUUGAGCUUACCAACAUGGGCCAUUUCCUUCUGGCUGUGAUGGCCUAUGACUGCUUUGUCACCAUAUGCCACUCCCUACACUACUCAGCAAAGAUGAUCCAGCAACUCUGUGCUCUGCUGGUCACUGGGUUAUGGGUCAUUGUCAGCCUGAAUGCUCUAUUGCAUACUUUGCUUAUGGUUUGACUCCCAUUCUGUGCAGACAAUGUCAUCCUCUAUUUCUUCUAUGGUGUGACUCCCUUCUUGGAACACUCCUGCUCUGACACACACUUCAGUAAGAAGAUGGCCUUGACUGAGGGUGCACGGAUCAUGAUUACCCCAUUUGUUUUCAUCCUGCCUUUGUAUAUCCAUAUCACCUGUGCUGUCCUGAGAGUCCCAUCCAAAAAGGGAAGAUGGAAAGUCUCCAUCUGUGUCUCCCACUUGGCUGUGGUUUUCCUUUUCUCUAGUACCAUCAUUGCUGUGUAUUUCAACCCUUCAUCCUUGCACUCAUCUGAGGACACCACAGCUACUGUGAUGUACAUAUUGGUGAUCCUCAUGAUGAACCCUUUCAUCCAUAGCCUGAGGGACAGGGACGUGACAGGGGCCCUGCAAAAAAUAACUGGCAGCAAGGCAUGCUCUUACUGA
This is a messenger RNA of Phyllostomus discolor (pale spear-nosed bat), 912 nucleotides long. RefSeq names its product olfactory receptor 1F1. The record is from RefSeq and is a predicted model, not a curated record. Gene Ontology annotation, molecular function: olfactory receptor activity. Gene Ontology annotation, biological process: G protein-coupled receptor signaling pathway. NCBI's taxonomy places the organism in Eukaryota, Metazoa, Chordata, Mammalia, Chiroptera, Phyllostomidae. Gene Ontology annotation, cellular component: membrane.